Molecule: messenger RNA, 457 nt
Organism: Paramecium tetraurelia
Lineage: Eukaryota; Ciliophora; Oligohymenophorea; Peniculida; Parameciidae
Exons: 1
Source: RefSeq, a predicted model, not a curated record
AAAUGAAAGCCUUUCUUUUAGUAUGCCUCCUUGCUACAUCUUUGAUGGUUAAUGCAGUUGAAAUUCCUUAAGAUAAAGUCCUAAGCUCACAAUCAGAUUACCCCAGCUUCCUCCACGUUGAAUAAGUAUGCCCUAGUUGUUGCUAUGGUGUAUGCUGCCAAAACUAAAGUAGCUGUGUUAAAGGAACGUGUAAUUCACCAGUUGCCCCUUGGAAUUGUAUCUGAGAAUGAUCGAUUAUAUAUUCACAUCAUAAUUAAGGCAAUCAUUAUUAUUGUACUUGUCUUCAUUAUCAUUACUUUUUAUUUUCUCAUGUCUAAAACGAAUAUUACAUAUUUUUGAAAUUGUUUAAAUUUCAAAUUUUUCCUUCUUUUUUUUCUCAAUCUCAUAGCAUUAAAAUACCCUUUCCAUUCAUAUUUCCAUUACAUCUUUCUUCUUUUCUUUAGUGCAUGUUGAUUGA